This is a messenger RNA of Pneumocystis jirovecii RU7, 1131 nucleotides long. RefSeq lists its product as uncharacterized. Gene Ontology annotation, molecular function: RNA binding. The coding region runs from base 1 to 1131 and encodes 376 amino acids. Gene Ontology annotation, biological process: mRNA splicing, via spliceosome. The transcript has 7 exons. The record is from RefSeq and is a predicted model, not a curated record. Lineage: Eukaryota; Fungi; Ascomycota; Pneumocystomycetes; Pneumocystales; Pneumocystaceae. Gene Ontology annotation, cellular component: U2-type spliceosomal complex; U2 snRNP.
AUGGAGACAAAUAAGCAGGAUAUUGACAAUAAAGACAAUAGUUUAUCGCCAAAUAAUAACGAAAUAUACAAAGAAAAUCCUUUAAUCAAUGAAGCAAUUGAAUUUGAUUUACGUAAAAACAGAUGGACGUAUGAGGACAAAGACAGAAAUGAAUAUGAAUACGAUGAUAAGCGUGGGAUUUGGAUAUUAUCUACAGAUGAAGAAUUAAUCCGACGUCAGCAGGAAGCAUACGCUGUAGAAGGUGUUGAUGAAUCGGCUCCUGUAAAUAAGCAGCGGAAACGCAAAAAAAGGGCAGAAGAGGGAGAAAAAGAGAAUCAAACAUUCAACAAGAAAUUAAACACAGCUCCAAAGAAUACAGCAGUCUAUAUUUCUAAUCUUCCACCGGAUGUAACAGAAGAUGAAAUACGAGAAAGAUUUUCUAAAUGUGGUGUGAUAAGUGAAAAUAUUGAUACAGGCAAACCUAGAAUCAAAAUCUAUAUGAAUGAACGAGGAGAACCAAAGGGAGACGCAAUGGUUGUAUUUUUUCGAGAAGAAAGUGUUAAGCUUGCUAUUCAGUUACUUGAUGAUACGUGUCUGCGUGUAGAUGACAAGAAUGGGCAAAAAAUGAGAGUGCAGCAGGCGGAUGUGUCUUAUAAAAAAUCUCAAUACAAUGUGGUUAAACGAUCUAUGAAUGAAAAACGAAAGUUACAACAGAAAUUGAAAAAAUUAAGUGACAAAGUAUCAGAAUGGGAUGAUAAUAGUUCUGCUGCUUCUUCAGGAAGGUGGUCAAAAGUUAUUAUUUUGAAACAUAUGUUUACUCUGAAGGAACUUGAAGAUGAUAUUACACUUAUAAUGGAUCUUAAAGAGGAUAUUUGGGAAGAGUGUUCAAAAAUAGGAAAUGUCACAAAUGUUGUUUUAUUUGAUUUGGAGCCUGAGGGAGUUGUAAGCGUGCGAUUUUCUGAUGAGGAAAGUGCAUUAGCUUGUGUUAAGAUGAUGAAUGGACGUUAUUUUGGAGGAAAAGUAGUAGAAGCUCAAAUCUAUGAUGGUAAAGUUCGAUAUCGUAAAAGUAGCAAUAAAACAAUAGAUGAAAAUGAUAUAGAUGAACAAGCUAGACUUGAAAAAUUCGGAAAUUGGCUUGAAUCUGGAGAAUAA